Messenger RNA from Echinops telfairi (small Madagascar hedgehog), 3998 nucleotides. It is a transcript of the gene SCAP, whose product is annotated as SREBF chaperone. The record is from RefSeq and is a predicted model, not a curated record. The coding region runs from base 89 to 3904 and encodes 1271 amino acids. The transcript is spliced from 22 exons. Gene Ontology annotation, molecular function: sterol binding; protein binding. Gene Ontology annotation, biological process: SREBP signaling pathway. NCBI's taxonomy places the organism in Eukaryota, Metazoa, Chordata, Mammalia, Afrosoricida, Tenrecidae. Gene Ontology annotation, cellular component: Golgi membrane; endoplasmic reticulum membrane.
AUGGUGUCCACCAACAGUGCCGUCCAGGGUGUGCCAGGCUGAUCCAUGGUCACUUUCCGGGAUGGCUGCAAGGUGACUUCAGCUGAGGAUGACCCUGACUGAAAAGUUGCGUGAGAAGAUAUCUCGGGCUUUCUACAACCAUGGGCUGCUCUGCGCGUCCUACCCCAUCCCCAUCAUCCUCUUCACGGGGCUGUGCAUCGUAGCGUGCUGCUACCCGCUGCUGAAGCUUCCCCUGCCGGGGACAGGCCCCGUGGAAUUCACCACUCCUGUUAAGGAUUACUUUCCGCCCCCUGUGGACCCUGACCACAAACAAGGAGAACCCAGCGAGCAGCCAGAGUGGUACGUGGGCGCCCCGGUGGCAUACAUCCAGCAGAUAUUUGUCAAGUCCUCCGUCUCCCCCUGGCACAAGGACCUCCUGGCUGUGGAUGUGUUCCGCUCGCCUCUGUCGCGGGCGUUCCAGCUGGUGGAGGAGAUCCGGAACCACGUGCUGAGAGACAGCUCUGGGACCAGGAGCCUGGAGGACGUGUGCCUGCAGGUGACCGACCUGCUGCCUGGCCUCAGAAAGCUCCGGAACGUGCUCCCCGAGCAUGGAUGCCUGCUGCUCUCCCCCGGGAACUUCUGGCAGAAUGACCGAGAACGGUUCCACGCUGACCCUGACAUCAUCGGGACCAUCCACCAGCACGAGCCCAAAACCCUGCAGACCUCUGCCACGCUCAAAGACUUGCUGUUUGGGGUUCCUGGGAAGUACAGCGGGGUGAGCCUCUACACGCGGCGGAGGAUGGUCUCCUAUACCAUUACCCUGGUCUUCCGGCAGUACCAUGCCAAGUUCCUGGGCAACCUGCGGGGCCGCCUAAUGCUGCUGCACCCCAGCCCCAACUGCAGCCUGCGGGCAGAGAGCCUGGUCCACGUGCACUUCAAAGAGGAGAUCGGCAUCGCGGAACUCAUCCCCCUGGUGACCACCUACAUCAUCCUGUUUGCCUACAUCUACUUCUCCACACGCAAGAUCGACAUGGUCAAGUCCAAGUGGGGGCUGGCCCUAGCUGCCGUGGUCACGGUGCUCAGCUCGCUGCUCAUGUCUGUGGGGCUCUGCACGCUCUUUGGCCUGACGCCCACCCUCAACGGCGGAGAGAUUUUCCCCUACCUGGUGGUGGUGAUUGGGCUAGAGAACGUGCUGGUGCUCACCAAGUCAGUAGUCUCUACCCCAGUGGACCUGGAGGUGAAGCUGCGCAUUGCCCAAGGCCUCAGCAACGAGAGCUGGUCCAUCAUGAAGAAUGUGGCCACGGAGCUGGGCAUCAUCCUCAUUGGCUACUUCACCCUAGUGCCUGCCAUCCAGGAGUUCUGUCUCUUUGCCGUCGUGGGGCUGGUGUCCGACUUCUUCCUCCAGAUGUUGUUCUUCACCACGGUCCUGUCCAUUGACAUUCGCCGCAUGGAACUGGCAGACCUAAAUAAGCGGCUCCCCCCAGAGGCCUGCCUGCCCCACGCCAAGCCACUGGGGCGCACAGCACGUCACGAGCGGUCAUCGGCCCUGCGGCCAUCCACACCCCACACCAUUACGCUGCAACCGUCCUCCUUCCGGAACCUGCGGCUCCCGAAGAGGCUGCGCGUUGUCUACUUCCUGGCCCGCACCCGCCUGGCUCAGCGCCUCAUCAUGGCUGGCACUGUCGUGUGGAUUGGCAUCCUGGUGUACACAGAUCCAGCAGGGCUGCGGACCUACCUUGCUGCCCAGGUGACAGAACAGAGUCCAUUGGGUGAAGGUGCCUUGGCUCCCGUGCCUGUGCCCAGCGGGGUGCUGCCCGCCAGCCACCCAGACCCUGCCUUCUCCAUCUUCCCACCUGACCCCCCUAAGCCAGCCGAGAACCAGACAUCACUCAGGGAGCCACCUGGACCCGUGGGUCCGGCCGAAGGUGUCCCUGACAGCCCAGGCCCAGAGGUCACCUGGGGGCCUGAGGAUGAGGAACUCUGGAGGAAACUGUCCUUCCGCCACUGGCCCACCCUGUUCAGCUACUACAACAUCACACUGGCCAAGAGGUACAUCAGCUUGCUGCCUGUCAUCCCCGUCACCCUCCGCCUGAACCCAAGGGAAGCUCUGGAGGGGCGGCAUCCACAGGAUGGCCAAAGUGCCUGGCCGCCCUUGGGGCCCGGCCCUGCAUACAGUGGGCUCUGGGAGACCAACCCCAAGGGACCUGGUGGGACGCAGGCCCACAGAGACAUCACCCUGUACAAGGUUGCGGCGCUCGGCCUGGCUGCGGGCAUCGUGCUGGUGCUGCUGCUGCUCUGCCUGUACCGCGUGCUGUGUCCCCGCAACUACGGGCAGCCCGGUAGGCCCGGCAGGAGGAAGCGUGGGGAGCUGCCCUGUGACGACUAUGGCUACGCGCCUCCCGAGACCGAGAUCGUGCCCCUGGUGCUGCGCGGGCACCUCAUGGACAUUGAGUGUCUGGCCAGCGAUGGUAUGCUGUUGGUGAGCUGCUGUCUGGCGGGCCACGUGUGUGUGUGGGAUGCCCAGACCGGGGACUGCCUCACACGAAUCCCACGCCCUGGCAGGCAGCGCCAGGACAGUGGUGUUGGCAGCGUGUUUGAGGCUCAGGAGAGUUGGGAGCGGCUGUCCGACGGCGGGAAGGGUGGCCCGGAGGAGUCUGGGGACAGUCCCCCGCUGCAGCUCCACCACCGGGGCCCUCUGCCACCUUCCCUCUUCGAGGACCAGCCAGACCUCACCAGCCUCAUCGACACCAACUUCUCAGCACAGUCGCGCCUGCAGCCCCCCGAGCCCACCCAGCCUGAGCCCCGGCACCGGGCUGGCUGUGGGCGGGCUCCAGACACCCGAGGCUACGACUUCAGCCUCCUGGUGCAGCGGGUGUACCAGGAGGAGAGGCUGCCGCCCUCGCCUGCACUGCCGCUGGCCUCCGAGGAGGAAGGGGCCGCAUCUCCAGAGAAGGGCCCCUCUCCUGUCUGGGCCCCCAGCGCGGACGGGUCCAUCUGGAGCCUGGAGCUGCAGGGCAGCCUGGUCGUGGUGGGGCGGAGCAGUGGCCGGCUGGAGGUGUGGGACGCCAUUGAGGGGGGCCUCUGCUGCAGCAGUGAGGAGGUCUCCUCAGGCAUCACGGCCCUCGUCUUCCUUGACAGAAGGAUUGUGGCUGCCCGGCUCAAUGGCUCCCUCGAUUUCUUCUCCUUGGAGACCCACACUGCCCUCAGCCCCCUGCAGUUCCGAGGGGCUCCAGGGCGAGGCAGCGUCCCCACCUCCCCCGUGUACAGCAGCAGUGGUUUGGUGGCCUGCCGCCUGACCCACACAGUGCCCUGUGCUCACCAGAAGCCCAUCACGGCUCUGAAGGCCGCUGCCGGGCGCCUCGUCACUGGGAGUCAAGACCACACCCUGAGAGUGUUCCGGCUGGAAGACUCGUGCUGUCUCUUUACCCUGCAGGGCCAUUCAGGGGCUGUCACCACCGUGUACAUUGACCAGACCAUGGUGCUGGCUAGUGGAGGCCAAGAUGGGGCUAUCUGCCUGUGGGACGUGCUGACUGGAAGCCGCGUCAGCCACAUGUUCGCCCACCGUGGGGAUGUGACCUCCCUCACCUGUACUGCCUCCUGCGUCAUCAGUAGCGGCCUGGAUGACCUCAUUAGCAUCUGGGACCGCAGCACCAGCAUCAAGCUCUAUUCUAUUCAGCAGGACCUAGGCUGCGGUGCGAGCUUGGGUGUCAUCUCAGACAACCUGCUGGUGACUGGUGGGCAAGGCUGUGUCUCCUUUUGGGACCUAAACUACGGGGACCUGUUGCAGACUGUCUACUUGGGAAAGAGCAGUGAGGCCCAGCCUGCCCGCCAGAUCCUGGUGCUGGACAACUCGGCCAUUGUCUGCAAUUUCGGCAGUGAGCUCAGCCUGGUCUAUGUGCCCUCUGUGCUGGAGAAACUGGACUGAAGGCAGUCGAUGCACUGGACUGAGGCUGCAGGGAAGGACAGAGUACCUGCCCUGCUGCCUCCAAAAUAAAACUGUUUGUUUUUUUUAAACCAAA